AUGCCGCCCUUCAAUCCCCCAUCGGAGGACUUUCCCAGCAUCCUCAAAGGCAAGAGGAUUCUCCUGACCACCGAGUCACUGGGGCCCGUCAAUGGCGUCAGUCGCACCACGGGCAAACUGAUCGAAUAUCUCCGCCGCAAUGGCGUCGACCUGGUCGUGGUUGCGCCGGACUUUGCUGGUGCAUCCUCAUCAUCAUCAUCAUCAUCACCACCACCAAGUGAACAACAAACCCUCCGUCUGCCAGGCUAUCCCCUGCCCUACAACCCCGACCUCUCCCUGGUCUACCCCUUCCACCUGGUCAACGACAUCUUCAUGCCCACCUUCCAACCGGACCUGAUCUACAUCGCCAGCCCCGCCUCAUUAGGCUUCCAAGUCCUCCUCCAGCUCCGCCAACUGCACCACCCCCCACCCACCCUCUUGAACUUCCAAACCGACCUCUCCUCCUACAGCGAGAUCAUCUUCCCACCCUUCCUGGCCAACUUCGCCGUCUGGCUCCUCGCCACCGUCCAAGGCUACCUCUUCACCCACCCGGCCAUCCACACCAUCUUCUACCCCUGCAGCGCCGUCCUCACCUACCUCCAAACCACCCACACGCCCCUCUCCCGCACCUACCGACUCGGCCGCGGCGUCGACACCACCCUCUUCCACCCCUCCCACCGCGCCCCAUCCCUCCGCCAAUCCCUCGCCCCCAACGGCGAAACCAUCCUCCUCACCGUCUGCCGUCUCGCCCCAGAGAAGGGCUUCGAAUUCCUCGCCGCCACCAUCACUGCCCUUCUCACCACCACCACCACCACCACCACCACCAACAGCAAACCACCCCCCUUCAAACUAAUCAUCGUCGGCGGCAACCCCAACCCAACCGUCACAUCCCGCAUCCAAACCCUCUUCUCCACCCCAAUCCUCAAAGACCACGUCAUAUUCCUCGGCUUCUUAACAGGGAUCGAUCUCGCCCGCGCAUACGCCUCCGCGGACGUAUUCCUGCAUUGCUCGAUCACCGAGACGUUCGGGUUAGUCGUGCUGGAGGCCAUGGCGAGUGGAUUACCCGUCAUCGCGCGCGAUCAGGGCGGUCCGUCGGAUAUCGUCCGGAAUCAGGAAACGGGGUAUUUGGUGCCGCCGGGAGAGGUGGAGGUGUUUGCGGGGUUGGUGGGGGAAGUGGUGAGGGAUGAGCGGUUGAGGGCCAAGUUGGGGGUUGGGGCGCGCCAGUAUGCGGAGGAGAUGACCUGGGAGAAGAUUCAUCGGCGGGUGGCGGGGCGGAUGGCGGAGGCGGUGGAGAGGAGCGUGGUGGAGAGGGAGGGGGAGGUGGGGAGUGAGACGGCGUUGUUGGAGGGGCGUGGUGUGUCAAUCGGGGAGAGGAUUCGACUGGGGCUUGCGGUGGGGGUCGUGUAUGCCAUGUGGGUGGUGGCGGUGGUGCCGUUGAUUGUGCAUGGGCAGCGCAUGGUGCCGAGGUUGUUGCGGAGGAUUCCCCUCCUCGGACGGUUGAUUCCUGCUUAGUCCUUCUCCCUAGAUCUGCUUCCUGUUUUUAGUAUUGUUUGUUUUCGGGCGUGGCAUAGACGAGAUUAGAUGAGGUAUAGAUUAGCGUAUAUGCAUCUGCAACAGCGCCGCUGUCUGUCUAUCUCCACACGCGCGCGCAUCUAUAUGCAAGACAAGAUAUUUAUCUAAAAAAACCACCAUUAGACUCAUCAGCCACGAUAGUAUCAACCAACACCAUCAGCAAACAAAACAUACUAUAUCACCCCCCCUCAACUAAACUUCCGCUGAAUCUCCUCCUCACUAAACCGGCGAGUCUUCCGCCGCAACAUCUCCGCCAACUCAUCCUCCGUCAU
Molecule: messenger RNA, 1823 nt
Organism: Aspergillus ibericus CBS 121593
Lineage: Eukaryota; Fungi; Ascomycota; Eurotiomycetes; Eurotiales; Aspergillaceae
Product: glycosyltransferase family 4 protein
Exons: 2
Coding region: 1-1491 (496 amino acids)
Molecular function (GO): glycosyltransferase activity
Source: RefSeq, a predicted model, not a curated record